GUGCUCAAACACAGCUGUACUUGUUCAAUCACACGCGCUCCUGACUGUCACCCUGUCUGGGGAACAUCGAGGGCACCACCACAGUCUGCUCGUUCUUCAGGGACUAACGUUUAUUGCUACUGAUUUCCACUUGAAAUGACUUUACUUAGGUGAUCUACGAGAAAUGUUUUAUUACUGACCCCGGGACUUCUCGGACACACCGCGCGCUGACCAGCAGAGCCACACAAAAACUUCGCAAACUUGCUCGUUCACACUGUCUCUGAGGACUGAAGCGACGAUGGAGCAUCAUCGGUGCUUCUGCGCGUUCAUUUUGGUGCUGAUGUCCUGUGUUCAUUAUUCCCUGAGCAUGGAGAGAAAUAAGGAUAUUCCAACAGAAAAACUGCUUGUACUUACUGUUGCAACGGAGGAGACGGAAGGCUUCCACCGCUUCAUGCAAUCAGCAAACUACUUAAACUUCAGUGUGAAGGUGCUGGGGAUGGGAGAGGAGUGGAAGGGAGGUGAUGUGGGUCGGUCCAUUGGUGGAGGCCAAAAGGUUCGACUGCUGAAGGAAGCCAUGGAGUCUCUGGCUGACCAAGAGGACUUAGUGGUCUUGUUUGUGGACAGUUAUGACCUCAUCUUUGCUGGUGGACCAGAGGAGAUUCUCAGAAAGUUCCAGAAGACCAAUCAUAAGCUGGUGUUUGCUGCUGAGGGAAUCAUCUGGCCGGAUUCUCGACUAGCAGAGAAGUAUCCUUCUGUCCGCAGUGGGAAACGCUUUCUUAACUCUGGAGGCUUUAUUGGCUAUGCUCCAUACGUACAGAAGAUUGUGAACCAGUGGGACCUUCAUGAUAAUGAUGAUGAUCAGCUAUUCUACACUAAGAUCUACGUGGAUCCACUUCAGAGGGAAAGGCUUAAUAUGACCUUGGACCACAAAUGUGAGAUUUUCCAGAAUCUGAAUGGAGCAGUGGAUGAAGUUCUCCUGAAGUUUGGGACUGAGCGAGUGCGAGUGAGGAACACUGUCUACAACAGUCUGCCCGCGGUUAUCCACGGAAAUGUGAACACCAAGAUAUACUUGAAUUACUUAGCCAACUACAUCCCCAAUGUGUGGAACUAUGAGCGCGGCUGUACCAUCUGUGACCAAGACAUGAUGGAUUUGUCUCAGCUUAAAGAAUAUCCACAAGUGACUGUUGGUGUAUUCAUCGAGCAGCCGACUCCAUUCCUGCCAGAGUUCCUCGAACGGUUCCUGAGUCUAGAUUAUCCCAAAGAUAAACUGAACAUCUUUAUUCAUAACACUGAGGUUUACCAUGAGAAGCACAUACAGAAGUUUUGGGAAGAGAACAAGGAUGUUUUCCACAGUUUUAAGGUUGUUGGCCCCGAGGAGAACUUAACUCAAGGAGAAGCGAGGAACAUGGGAAUGGAUGUGUGCCGGAAGGAUCUUUCUUGUGAUUAUUACUUCAGCAUCGAUGCAGAUGUGAUGCUCACCAACCGUCAGACACUGAAACUGCUCAUCGAGCAAAACAGAAAAAUAAUUGGCCCUCUUGUCACCCGUCACGGAAAACUGUGGUCCAACUUUUGGGGAGCCCUGAGCCUGGAUGGUUAUUAUGCAAGAUCUGAAGACUACAUUGACAUUGUGCAAGGAAAGCGUGUUGGUGUGUGGAACAUUCCCUUCAUGGCCCACAUCUACCUCAUUAAGGGCCAGACUCUGAGGAAUGAACUCAAAGAGAGGAAUGUCUUUGUGUUGGAGAGGCUGGACCCUGACAUGGCCAUGUGCAGGAAUGCCAGAGACUUGACAGUACACAGAGAAAGAGAUUCUCCUUCUCCGGAAUCAUUCCAUAUGCUCAGACCCCCAAAGGAAGUUUUCAUGUAUGUUACAAAUCGUCAUGAGUUCGGAAGGCUUAUUUCAACUGCCAACUAUAACACAUCCCAUUAUAACAAUGACCUUUGGCAAAUAUUUGAAAACCCUCUGGACUGGAGAGAGAAAUACAUCCAUCCCAACUACACUCGAAUUUUUACUGACAACCUCUUGGAGCAGCCAUGCCCAGAUGUUUUCUGGUUCCCUGUGUUCUCGGAGAAAGCCUGCAAUGAGCUGGUGGAGGAGAUGGAAAACUAUGGUUCAUGGUCUGGUGGAAGACACGAGGACAGACGUAUCACUGGAGGCUAUGAGAGUGUCCCGACAGAUGACAUUCAUAUGAAACAGAUCAAUUUCGAUAAGGAAUGGCUGCACUUUAUCAGGGAAUUCAUCUCCCCUGUCACUCUCAAGGUUUUCUCUGGCUAUUACACCAAGGGCUAUGCGAUUAUGAACUUUGUGGUGAAGUACACUCCAAACAGACAAGCCUAUCUGAGACCACAUCACGACUCCUCAACAUUCACCAUUAAUAUUGCUCUCAACAACAAGGGCUUAGAUUUUCAGGGUGGAGGCUGCCGAUUUCACAGAUAUAAUUGCUCCAUAGAGUCUCCUAGAAAAGGCUGGAGCUUCAUGCAUCCAGGUAGACUCACCCACCUUCACGAAGGACUACCUACGACCAACGGCACGCGCUACAUAGCAGUGUCCUUCAUAGAUCCUUAGACUCCUGGUAGUUCUAGCAGUUCUACACUAGAAAUUUACGGGCCUUGAUAUGUUUGUGUAGUGUCAGCUGUUUGUCCGUUUGUUUUUACUGAUUUAUUCAUGGUUUAUGUGUUGUGUGACUGUUUGUGUUUGCUGUCUUUUGAAACAUUUACUACUGUCGAGAGAGAAAAUGCUGUUCAUCAGAAGUUUAAUAAAGUCGAUGCACACAUACACACACUCACUCCAGCAGACAUAUAAACCUCGUUCAUUACUCAAAAUUAUAUGAGAGAUUUGAUCAUAAUUUUUCUAAUAUAACUUUGGCAAAGAAAUCAGGUGAGAUCAGUAACUCUUCCUUUAAACAGCUUUGGUUCACUCAAAAUGGCUGCCUCCUGGAAACUUUCUAUAUACUAGUUUGGAAAUUGUAAUUUAAAUAUUAUUUGCAUUUAAGUCAUUCUCAUUAGAAUAAAUUUGCACAAGCCUGUCACCCUUUAAAAUCCUAGUAUGACUUUCUGGCAAACUUUAGUGCUAUUCUACAUCAACAGCGCAUUACAGCAAAUGUCUUAAAAUUAAAUUGUACCAUCAACAUUCAGACUUUCAACUUUAUGAUCAAUAUUAAUUAGCUUCCACUGGGAUUCUCAAACUGACACGCCCUCAACUCAAAGUCUGGGUUAAAAAUAAAUAAACGUGUGCAUAUGAACAAUACUCAUAUAUACAAUCAUUCCAACUUGAUUUCAAGGCAGCAGUGAUUAUACUGUCAGCUUCCUACCAUCAGUAUAAUAAUAAAAAAAAAAAAGUUUAUUUCAGUUUCAUUGAUAAUUGGUAUAAAAAAAAAAAGGAAGGUGAGCUUCAAGUACUGUAAAAACAAUCUAGAUGUAUUUUACUACUGUCAAAUAAUCUAGAUUGUAGAGCUGUUAGUGGCAAUGAAAUAACAUGACUUCAAUAGUUCUUCCAUGUAGCAGAUGACCAUGUUUUUUUAAAGACAUGAAGGUAAUGUUACAUGACUUACAUUAAUAUGAAACUAUGAAUAUGCGGUCAACAAAAUAAAUAUAAUUUUGUAUGUUUGCACAACAAGAAACGACAGGAUUUUAAAUUAAUUCUGGUUAAGUUUUUUUUUUUUUUUUUUUUUCCCUUAAAGUUUUGCUGAAGGUGUUUUUUACUGUAAAAAAAACAAGGUAAAAUAUGCCUUAUUUUCUGAACUGAGAAUAUCUCAGAGAUGUCAAAUGUUUUACUUUCUUGCUCCUUAUAAAUGUCUCAGCCAGGUCAAUCUCUUAACUUAUUUUGAAGUUGUUGAAAUAAUAAAAUAUGUUUUUUUAAAGAGAAAAA
Messenger RNA from Ctenopharyngodon idella (grass carp), 3844 nucleotides. It is a transcript of the gene plod2, whose product is annotated as procollagen-lysine, 2-oxoglutarate 5-dioxygenase 2. The record is from RefSeq and is a predicted model, not a curated record. Bases 278 to 2542 code for a protein of 754 amino acids. NCBI's taxonomy places the organism in Eukaryota, Metazoa, Chordata, Actinopteri, Cypriniformes, Xenocyprididae. Gene Ontology annotation, molecular function: procollagen-lysine 5-dioxygenase activity; L-ascorbic acid binding; iron ion binding. The transcript is spliced from 20 exons. Gene Ontology annotation, cellular component: endoplasmic reticulum. Gene Ontology annotation, biological process: peptidyl-lysine hydroxylation.